CUCUCUACGCCAACUACGUAUUGCCUUGUGACUGAUUAUCGCAGGCAACAGCGCAGUCAUACUUCAUUCACUCCUCGUCGAUCCGAAGAGAGCUAAACGCGGUGCCUUGCAUUAGUUCGGCUUUCUUCUUUCUUCCCUUGAUCAUCAACCCCUCCAUCUUCCCACCAUCGCCGCGGAACUGCCUCGCUGUUUCGAACACCUUCCGCCAUCGCCGACGAUAGUUACGACGCUGCAGACGAGACCGACGACGUCUGCGCACGACCUCCAUUGACAACUUCGCGCGCGAUCAAAACAUCACCACGACACAUCCACAACCAUGACGGUCGACAUUGACUACACCCGCCGGAACAAGAAGCCGCGUCUCCUCUCCGAUGCCGAGCGAGUGAAGCUGGACGAGUUCAUCGAUGCGAUACACUACUCUUCAAGAUACAACGACGACCAAUACGAAUACCGCCACGUGCAGCUCCCGAAGCAGAUGCUGAAGGCCAUUCCCAAGGACUACUUCGACGGAGGUCGCGGAACACUGAAGUUGCUGUGGGAGGACGAGUGGAGAGGUUUGGGCAUCACACAGAGUUUGGGAUGGGAACACUACGAGGUUCAUGAGCCGGAGCCGCAUAUUCUGCUGUUCAAGCGACCAAUGAAUUUCCAGGCAGGCCAAUAAUGGCCGUUCCCUUUACCAAGAACCGGCAUACCCCGAUCGACGACCCUUUAGAACUUCUCACGACCGGAAAACGAACGCGACUGAACGGUUCAACGACAAAUGCUCUCGCGUUGCCUCUCCCUACUUCGACGAACCCAUGCACAGGCGUCCUCGGAUCUCAGCACAGCCAGAAGGCUUUGAUCGAAUUGCAUACAUG
This is a messenger RNA of Zymoseptoria tritici IPO323, 857 nucleotides long. RefSeq lists its product as uncharacterized. The record is from RefSeq and is a predicted model, not a curated record. The coding region runs from base 317 to 661 and encodes 114 amino acids. Gene Ontology annotation, biological process: regulation of mitotic cell cycle. The transcript has 4 exons. Gene Ontology annotation, molecular function: protein kinase binding; ubiquitin binding; histone binding. Gene Ontology annotation, cellular component: SCF ubiquitin ligase complex; cyclin-dependent protein kinase holoenzyme complex. Lineage: Eukaryota; Fungi; Ascomycota; Dothideomycetes; Mycosphaerellales; Mycosphaerellaceae.